AACCACAUAAUCCUACUUUUCGUUUCUUUCUCACUCCAACGCUACCUUUAAAUUCCUCACUUUUCCUACUUUUCUUGAAAGUUUUUUCCUUUUCCCAGGAAAGAUUAUGGCUACCUGGAGGAGAUGUCAUGAUCAAACAACUUACCGCCAUGAAUCCAAAAACAUGGCCCGUCAACCACGGCACUGGAAGCCUAAUGAUGUUGUUUAUCGUAACGGUGACAUGCAUGAUCAGUCUCAGCCUAAUGAUACACUGUCAUUUGAGAACAAUUUCUGCUGGAUAGUUGGGGGAAUGUCACGGGAAUGGUUUGAAGAUGCAAAGAAGAACAUACAUUUGUCGGACAAGGUCAUGCAGUGGAAUGAUUCGGCAGCGAAAGAAGCUUUCUUCGAUGCAAAAACUCGACUUUGGGCAGAGUUCAGGAAUUGUCCUCCCUAUAUUUCUCUACCAAGUCCAGAUAUUUACAUCGACAACAUUGACUGGAAUUCUGAUAAUGAAACUGAGGAUCUUGACGAUCAAUUCUUAUCAAUCUCGGACGUGGAGGCUGAUGCUCAGGAAGUUGACGGAGAUAAUGUCUUUCCGGCUAGUUUUUACAUACCACUGGAUCAAAUCAAGGCUACAGGAUGGGAUGAUUUUUAGUUUCAGGCACAAUGAAUUAAGCUUGUAAUAAUUGAGUUUUAGAACAAACUUUGUUGUUUUAUGAUUUUACUAUCAUGUUAUUGUUAUUGAAUUUUUUGCUAUAAUAGUUUCUUAACAUUAGCUUCUUGUCUAUAUUUAAAGAUAUUGCCUUGUUUCAUAACUUCAAUUCACUUCAGAUAAGCCGUUGUUGUUGCAAUAAUCUUAAAGAAAACAG
This is a messenger RNA of Rubroshorea leprosula, 848 nucleotides long. The record is from the annotation of a GenBank genome assembly. Lineage: Eukaryota; Viridiplantae; Streptophyta; Magnoliopsida; Malvales; Dipterocarpaceae.